Propithecus coquereli (Coquerel's sifaka) is the source of this 1066-nucleotide messenger RNA. RefSeq names its product inner centromere protein-like. Gene Ontology annotation, molecular function: protein serine/threonine kinase activator activity. The annotation marks the transcript as partial. Gene Ontology annotation, biological process: meiotic spindle midzone assembly; metaphase chromosome alignment; positive regulation of protein serine/threonine kinase activity. Lineage: Eukaryota; Metazoa; Chordata; Mammalia; Primates; Indriidae. The record is from RefSeq and is a predicted model, not a curated record. Gene Ontology annotation, cellular component: midbody; nucleus; chromosome passenger complex. The transcript has 9 exons.
CCUUUGGGGUUGGGGGGCUUGUCCUCGCUCAUGUCCUGUCCCUCCCUCACCCCUGCAGGAGAAGGAACGCCAGCGCCUGGAGAACCUACGGCGGAAGGAGGAGGCUGAGCAGCUGCGCAGGCAGAAGGUGGAGGAGGACAAGAGGCGGCGGCUAGAGGAGGUGAAGCUGAAGCGUGAAGAGCGCCUCCGCAAGGUGCUGCAGGCCCGCGAGCGGGUGGAGCAGAUGAAGGAGGAGAAGAAGAAGCAGAUCGAGCAGAAGUUUGCUCAGAUCGAUGAGAAGACUGAGAAGGCCAAGGAGGAGCGGCUGGCAGAGGAGAAAGCUAAGAAAAAGGCAGCGGCCAAGAAGAUGGAGGAGGUGGAGGCGCGCAGGAAGCAGGAGGAGGAGGCUCGCAGGCUCAGGUGGCUGCAACAGGAGGAGGAAGAGCGGCGGCACCAGGAGCUGCUGCAGAAGAAGAAGGAGGAGGAGCAAGAGCGGCUGCGGAAGGCGGCCGAGGCCAAGCGGCUGGCAGAGCAGCGUGAGCAGGAGCGGCGCGAGCAGGAGCGGCAGCUGAGUCAGACGGAGCUGCAGGAGAGGGAGAAGGCCCUGCGGCUGCAGAAGGAGCGGCUGCAGAGGGAACUGGAGGAGAAGAAGAGGAAGGAAGAACAGCAGCGUCUGGCUGAGCAGCGGCUGCAAGAGGAGCAAGAGAAGAAAGCCAAGGAGGUGGCAGGGGCCAGCAAAGGCCUGAACAUGACUGUGGACGUGCAGAGACCCCCCAAGAUCAAUCCGGAUGACUAUGGGAUGGAUCUGAACAGCGAUGACUCCACUGAUGACGAGGCCCAGCCCCGGAAGCCCAUCCCCACCUGGGCUAGAGGCACCCUGCUUAGCCAGGCCAUAAUCCACCAGUACUACCACCCACCGAACCUUCUGGAGCUCUUUGGAAUCAUUCUCCCACUGGACUUGGAGGACAUCUUCAAGAAGAGCAAGCCCCGCUACCACAAGCGCACCAGCUCCGCAGUCUGGAACUCACCACCGCUGCACGGCACCAGAGUCCCCGGCAGCCUGGCCUAUAGCCUAAAGAAGUACUGA